GAGAGAGAGAGAGAGAGAGUUGACCACUUGAGAAGGAAAGAAGAAACAGCUUCAUACUGUAUGAGCGCUGGUGUAUAACUGCGAUUUUAACCGUGAUCAUGAAUGCUUUGUGAAAGUGAUCCAGUUUCAGUCAUUUCUCGCUCUGUCAAAAUGACUGUGCACGCGCUGAAUUGAGGAAAUGUAAUUACAUCACGGACUUUUCACCAUAUCACCUUAGUUCACUGGUCGAACCGCAGGAUGUACAUGUUGCUUUUCGCCGUGUUUGUGCUUUUCACACAUGCUCUAGCAGGACCCGAGUCGCGCGCGCCCUGUCCGGCCAACUGCGACAUGACCAAGUGCCCGGCGCCGCGUGCUGCAUGCCAGGGAGGACGCGUGCUGGACCGGUGCGGCUGCUGCACGGUGUGUGCUUCGGUGGAGGAGGGCGCAACCUGCGGCCGCAAGCGCGAUCUUCCCUGCGCCGCUGGGUUGGAGUGUGUGCACCCUGGGGGAAAGAAAUCUUCUAAAGGGGUUUGUCGGUGUAAGAGCAGACACCCGGUGUGCGGCAGCGAUGGUAAGACUUAUGAAAACCCCUGCAAGCUGGAGGCGGCCAGUCGCAGAGCGCGGCAGCGGGGGAACGCUCCAGUCACCAAGAUGCACAAAGAUAGGUGCGCAUCUGCAGCUCCAGGUUCUACACACCACAGCAGCCCCAGGUACAAGUUUAACUUCAUCGCUGAUGUUGUGGAAAAAAUUGUCCCUUCUGUGGUCCAUAUCGAGCUUUUUCUCAGUCAUCCACUGUUUGGCCACCACGUGCCGUUGUCCAGCGGAUCAGGAUUCAUCGUGAAAGAUUCCGGUGUGAUCGUGACCAACGCUCAUGUGGUGAGCAGCAGCGCCAGUACAGUGGGCCGACAGCAGCUUCGGGUGCAGCUUCACGAUGGCAAAAAAUACGAAGCCUCCAUAACAGACAUCGACAAGAAGUCUGACAUCGCCACUAUCAAAGUCAACACACGGAAAAAGCUUCCAGUUCUUCCUCUGGGCCACUCAGCUGACCUGCGCCCGGGUGAGUUCGUGGUGGCCAUCGGCAGCCCGUUCGCUCUGCAGAACACUGUGACUACAGGCAUUGUGAGCACGGCACAGAGAGACGGCAAAGAGCUCGGCAUCCGGGACUCAGACAUGGACUAUAUUCAGACUGACGCCAUCAUCAAUUACGGAAACUCAGGUGGUCCACUCGUUAACCUCGAUGGUGAGGUUAUUGGGAUAAACACACUGAAGGUGACAGCUGGGAUCUCCUUUGCCAUUCCGGCAGACCGUAUUAACAGAUUUCUAGACAAUUCCUAUGACAAGCAGUACAAAGAUAAACACAGACUAGUUAGGUUGCAGUACAUGCCAUCUCAGCCUGUGGCGUCUGACUCAGAUGUAAAAGGCACAAAGAAAAGAUAUCUUGGAAUCAGAAUGAUCACCCUCACAAAGGACCUGGUUAAAGAGAUGAAACAGCGUGAUCCAUAUUUCCCAGAUAUCAGCAGUGGAAUUCUUGUCCAUGAGGUCAUUCCGGAUUCCCCUGCACAAAAGGGUGGACUUGAAGCAGGUGAUGUCAUUGUGAAGCUAAAUGGUCGAUCGUUGGUCAGCACUGAUGAUAUACAGUUGGCGCUUCAUGGAAACACGGCACUUCUCUUGGAAAUUCUUCGAGGCAGCAAUAGUCUACUAUUCAACAUUGAACCACGUGUCCUUGAGCAGUAAAAAAUAAAAGGUUGCAAGAAAACUGAGGUAGAUUUAGAUGACAGAUGUUCUCAAUAUUACAAAAGUGCAGUUAAGAUAUGUCAUGUAUUAUUGACCAGAGGACAUCAGUACAUUGUAAAUGAUGACUACGAUUUUACAAUUGCUUCUGAUUUUAAGUGAAAACACAGAUUUUACAUUGUUUUAUAUUCAGAUUUUGACAUACAGUCACUGGAGCCAAAUGUCUGUCUUUAAAUCCUAGUUACCUCACUGUAUUCACUUUACAAACUACUUGAGAUGAAAAUGUUCUAUGUUCUACUUUACACUACAUUUUCUUAAUGACUGGCUGAGAUAUGUUCCUGGCUUCAUACUGUAGCAUUCUAGUACAGUGUUCAUUAUUUAAGUGUUGUUUAUCACACCAGUGCAAGCAGGUCUUUCUAUAUACUCUAGCAUGUACAUUUUUUAUACAUGAUAUAUAUUU
Hemibagrus wyckioides is the source of this 2170-nucleotide messenger RNA. RefSeq names its product HtrA serine peptidase 3a (gene htra3a). The transcript has 10 exons. The record is from RefSeq and is a predicted model, not a curated record. Bases 238 to 1713 code for a protein of 491 amino acids. NCBI's taxonomy places the organism in Eukaryota, Metazoa, Chordata, Actinopteri, Siluriformes, Bagridae. Gene Ontology annotation, molecular function: protein binding; serine-type endopeptidase activity. Gene Ontology annotation, biological process: proteolysis. Gene Ontology annotation, cellular component: extracellular region.